Messenger RNA from Microplitis demolitor, 2546 nucleotides. It is a transcript of the gene Mitofilin, whose product is annotated as MICOS complex subunit Mic60. Lineage: Eukaryota; Metazoa; Arthropoda; Insecta; Hymenoptera; Braconidae. Gene Ontology annotation, cellular component: MICOS complex. The record is from RefSeq and is a predicted model, not a curated record. The transcript has 15 exons. The coding region runs from base 174 to 2387 and encodes 737 amino acids. Gene Ontology annotation, biological process: cristae formation.
AGUUUAAAAGAAAGAACAAGCAGCGAAACGCCAAGAUUAACAACGAUGAGAAUCAUUUUUGAAAACUAUCUAAAAUAAUUUUUCAAUCUGUUUUUUAAUAAUUUAUUGAAAAUAGUUUAAAAUUUAACAGGCAUUAUACUAUUCACUAAUUUCGGUUUCGCUAUAAAAGAAAAAUGUAUCGAAUCGGCUUAAAAUCUUCAAAUAAUUUUAUUUAUCAAAUCUACAAAAUUGAAAAAUUUGACAAUUCAAAGUUGUAUUCUACAGUAAAGUGUAAAACGUUGCAGAAUUAUGCUAAUAAUGGAAAUAGAUUAUCGAAUCGUUUAAUUGUAAGAUAUUCAUCACAGAACACACAAAGCCAUAAAAGCGGGAAGAGCCGAAUCGGUGUCUUGGCUAUUAGUUCAGUCACGUUAGGAACGUUUGCAAUAUUAGCGUACGCAAAAAGUAACACGGAUUUUAGAAAUUUUCUUGAAAAAUGGAUUCCUGGAACGGAUAAAACAAUCAAAUUGAUAUUUUUUGAAGAAAAUUCUUUUAUUGCUAAUAUUCAAGAUUUCUUCAAUAGUUUAAAACAGAGCCUGACUUUCGGAAUUUUUAAUACCGCAAAUGAAACUGAAAAUACUAAAGUGAACGAUGAAAAGAAAGCAUCAAAGGCAAUAAUUGAGGCGCCAAUCGAAUCUAAGCAAAGAACCGAGACUUUGGUCAAGACUGAUAGUAAACCGAAAAAAACUAAAACAGACGGAUUAGAAGUUGGCAAUGACAAUUCUCGUUCAUCUUCGAAAACUACCAAUGAAUUGAAAACUACGAGCCUAGAAGACUUCAAAAAGUCUUGUAGUCAAUUAGCUGCAAAAGCAAUAAGUGAUUACGAAAAUGCUAUUCAAGUAAUACAUAACUACAACAAAAAUGUCGUAGAAAUUAUUGACGCAAAUGUAUCUACUGUUCGCUCAUCGUCGAUAUGGGAAAGAUUAAGAGAGGAGACCGAAAAAAAGAGAAAAAUUACCCAACAAGUUGAUAAAAGCGCAGCCGAUGUUAUACAAGAAAUAAAAAGUUUCUUAAGUCUUGUGAAUUCGAAAUUUGAUGUACCAGAGGGGCUGAAGUCAGAUGCUCGCAAAUUCGCGGACAAUAUUUUGAGUGAAAUUGACAAAACUAAAAAGAAAUUCGAAAAAGAACAAAGUACCGUAAAGAUUGCUGACAAAUACUGGGAUAAGAUAAAAACUGCCAGGGAAAAUUUUCAUGAGGAACUUCAAAUAUUAUUCCCCGAUAUAAAUAUUAACGAUCGACUUUUUCCUGAUAAUGACAACGCAUUUGAUCUCUUUGUACUUUACAUGUAUAAUAAAGUUAACCAUCUAGAAUCAGAAUUGAGCAAACUUGAGACGAUUGGAAAUGAAAAAUUAAAAGCUGCAUUACGAUCGACAGGAGAGGGAGCAAGUGAAAGUAAAAUCAAUGAAGUUGUCAGUCGAGAAAUAGAAAAAGAAAAACGAAUUCUUCAAGAAGAGUUUGCUAAAAAGCUUUUAGAGGAAAGAAAAGUUUUUAUGGAAGAACUUCGGAAGCAACUGAAGCUUCAAGCGCAGGUCAAUGCGGACCAAAUGAAAGAAACUCUUGAAUUGAAAGAAAAAGAAACUGAGAGAUUAGUAAAUCAUACUCUCGAAGAACAAUUAGAGAAUGAAUCGAGCAAUUAUAAGGCUCAACUUGGAGUUAUUGUCGGUCGAUUGCGUGGUUUAGAUGAAGCUCUCAAGUUGCGCUUGUCAGAAGAAAAAGGAGCAUGUGAAGUACAGGUACUUUGGGCUGCUUGUCAAUCAUUAGCAAGAGCAGUAAAAGCGACCGACAGUAUUUUGGUCGAACAACCAUUAAGACCACUAGAGUUAGAAAUAAAAGCAGUUUUAAAAGUUGCUCCAAAAGAAGAUACUCUUGUUCAAGCAACUCUUGCUGCAAUACCCGAGGAAGCUGUAAAAAGAGGAGUUUUUUCAGAGAAUGCUUUAAGGGAGCGAUUUUUGAAGGUUGAGCAUAUGGCGAGACGUCUCGCCCUUGUUCCUGAAGAAGGCGCAUCUUUACCCAUUUACUUGUUGAGUUAUCUUCAAAACUUUUUACUCGUUAAGGCUGAAACUCCAAUAACAAAAAAAGAGUUAUCUGAUGAACCAAUUGAUGUCAAUAAACUCGAUACUUACGACAUUUUGAAUCGUGCGAGAUAUUGGCUUGAUCGAGGAAAUUUUAAAAUGAGCCUUAAAUAUAUGAAUCUUUUGAGCGGAGCACCAAGAAGCGUAGCUAAGGAUUGGAUGAACGAAACAAGAAUUCUGUUGGAAACACAGCAGGCAGUAGACACUUUGAUUGCCUACACCGGAGCUAUAGGACUUUUAUUCCUGGGUAGUGAUAAUCAAAAGAAGGUUGAACAUUAGUAAGUGAACAGAAUACCCACCAGUUUUGUGCUUCACUGUAUUGCCAACGAUCAGCGCAGGCAUCAAUUCGCUUUGAAUUUUCCAUACAUUAAAAAAAAUAGACAUUUGUAUAAUUUAAAAAAAUAGUAAUGUAUAUUUGAAUAUAAUGUUGAAAACAUA